Aspergillus heteromorphus CBS 117.55 is the source of this 1592-nucleotide messenger RNA. RefSeq lists its product as uncharacterized. The transcript has a single exon. NCBI's taxonomy places the organism in Eukaryota, Fungi, Ascomycota, Eurotiomycetes, Eurotiales, Aspergillaceae. Gene Ontology annotation, cellular component: fungal-type vacuole. Bases 472 to 1509 code for a protein of 345 amino acids. The record is from RefSeq and is a predicted model, not a curated record.
GGGGCGCCUCAGGCCGGCAGGGUCCAGUGGCGGGCGGGCAGGCACGGGGCAACCACCGGAAACCACAGGAUGAACCCCCCGAUCGCAACUUUCCAUCCUUCCCCACAUCUCCCUCGUUUCUGGGCUGGACUGCUGGUCAAACACGCAGCCACUGCCCGUGCUGGUCCUUCGUUUUGCCGUCUGCCUUUGUUUGACCACUGUUGUCUUCCUCGUCCUCGAUUGUUGACCCUGCUGUUUGGGUGGAGACCCGACUGAUAGUCCCGCCUGGAGACACCCGCUAUUGAUGCGAUCCAUCUACAAACAGACUCCCUCGACCCCGAUGCCGUCUUCCUAAUACCACUGCGCCUCGCUUGAAUAUGACCUUGUACUGCUCACGCUAGCUUCUGUUUCUUGCGCGGAUUACCACUCGUUCCCCAACCAUCUUGUCCGAUUCCUUGAUCGGGUCUGGCGAGCGUGUGAUCUAGACCAGCCAUGGUGGUUUUAUCUGUGGGCCUCUCCAAGGCCCGUCGCCGGCCUUCAUUCACCCUACUCCUAUUGUUCAUCCUCGUCAUUGUUGCCCAAGUCUCGCUCGCUCAGACGACGACAGACGAUAGCACCACUGUCGUCACCACUUCCGAUUCAACCACUGAGUCCGCGACAACCUCGUCAGACGACAGUACGACCACCUCCGCUGCAUCAUCAUCAUCAACUGACUCCUCGGCCACGACAACCACAGAUUCCCAGUCCACAUCAACGGGCUCGUCUGCAUCCUCGACGAACGACAUCCCCAUCGUCACGGUCCCCCCAACCGCUGAUGCCCCGUACAUGCAGAAGUCGAAGGUCCCUGAAGGGACCGUGUUUAUUGCCGUCGGGGCCGUGCUCGGAGCAAUUGGACUGGCGAUUCUGGCCUGGCGCGGGAUCGUGGCAUGGUCUGUGAACCGGUCUGUCCGCCAAGCGGCCCUGAUGCGGUCAUCGGAGAGCAAAGGCCUGCUUCGUUCCAGGAAGAGGAGGUCACGCUCUAGAAGAUCAAGCUCGGGACAACAUGGCGUGACGCUGGACAAAUUGGGCGACAGCCAUCACCACCACCGCCGCCGCCACAGCCACAGCCACAGCAGACACCAUCGGUCAUCCAAGACGCCCAGCACGAACAGCGCCCUAUUCUUCUCGCCCACCGCAGGCAUGCAGCACACCAGCAACAAAAGAAGAUCGAGCUACCUUCCCGCUGGAUACUACAACGCCGGCAACGCCGCGCCUCCCCGCGCCCAGGAGAACCGUUUCUCGGCCCCCGACCUACCGGGCAUGGGACCGCAAUCGCAAGGCUAUACCAAAGCUAGAACGGGCCCUAGUCCCCCUGAGUCGCCGGGUCUGUCUCCAGGCCUAGACCAGGACACGCUCCGUCGCAGCACCAGGAGAUCCCACGCCGAAGCCUCUACCAGCACCGUGAACCUCUCCUCUCCUCCGCAGGGAAGAACCCCCAGUGCAUACCUAGAAGAUCUCUUCGAUAGCCAUCCGCCCCAGGAUAGCCAUUGAUGCUGACCGUCACCAAUGUGAUCGAUCACAUCUCACAUCUACGAGAAACGAUACUCUUUCUGCUGUUUUGUUUUGUAUAUCUC